UGGCCAAACAGAAUCAACCCUGGGUGCCGAGUAGGAACAGUUCCGUCUGCAGCGUCUGCUGAGAGGAAGAACACAAAAAGAUGGGGAAGAAGGAUGCCACAGUAUCCAGGUUACCCGUUGACCAGUACCGGAAAGAAAUCGGAAAACAAGAUUACAAGAAGACCAAGCCCGCUCUGCGCGCGGCCCGACUCAAAGCUGAAGCAAAGCGAAAUGCUCCGGGAAUUCGGGACACCAUCCUCGUCAUCGUGGCCGUUCUUGUGCUCCUCCUCAGUGUUUAUGCUUUUUUCUACCUCAACCUGAGCACGGAGAUGGACCUGGAUGUCGAUGUGGACUAGAGAAGCCCAGCUCCUCUCUGAGAACCAUACAGACUGAGCUGAGGUCUCACGCCAUCAUCUGCUGUCAUUAGCUACCCAACCACUCGUACCACCGCCCCCGGACCGGAUCCCAUAAUUCCUGUGCUCAGCUGCGAGAUCAUCACGAACCCUGCAUGCCGAUGAAGAACUCGGUAGAUUGUGGAUGACCUGAACCUUUCCUCUCUUGAUCUGUGACCUUUAAUACAUUACCUUGUUGGGUGCAUGGCCAUUUAAAGAUGAUCUGUAAUUAUUCUCAUUGUUAUAUGCUCUUCUGAGUAAUUUCUGACAUUCUUUUUUAUAUGAAGUACUUCCUUUUUUUAUUCAGUAAUUCAUUGUAAGGUUUUUCUUUUCCCCCACUGGAAAAAUAAAAGCACACAGCUUACGCUUUAAGCGUACUGAAGCCGCUGGAAUCAGCCGCGAGAGUGCAGUGGUAAAGAGUCAAUCCCAUCAAGGAUGCUUUGACCUUUCCCCUGACUGGCUUCUGGAAGGAUCCCUAGCAGACUCCUAUUCUGCACCACACACGAGCUUUGAUGAGAAAACUCUUCUUCUUUUUUCCCUGACAGGUAUAAAUAUGUAAAUCUUUCUCCAGCCCAGCAAUCAGCCUCUCUGCAUUCCUCAGCACAAACCUCUGCUUACAGUUUCAGCAAUGGCAGCGGCAAAGAUUAGAGGUGCGAUGUUGCUCCUGAUUGAGAGUGUGUCCGGAAUACCAAACUGCACAUAUUUCAUCAGUCUCAGGACAAGUUGCCAUAACAAGUACAAUCAGAAACCACACUUCCUUUCUUGU
Scleropages formosus (Asian bonytongue) is the source of this 1137-nucleotide messenger RNA. RefSeq names its product triple QxxK/R motif containing (gene triqk). The record is from RefSeq and is a predicted model, not a curated record. NCBI's taxonomy places the organism in Eukaryota, Metazoa, Chordata, Actinopteri, Osteoglossiformes, Osteoglossidae. Gene Ontology annotation, cellular component: endoplasmic reticulum membrane. The transcript is spliced from 4 exons. Bases 81 to 335 code for a protein of 84 amino acids.